AUGAGGAAGCUCAGUUCCUCCACGCGUGACCUAGCAGAAUCAGUGGCUAAAAUAAUAUGUAUUUUUGAUUGCAUAAUAUUACUAAAAAAAACUCCCAACUCAGAUCAAAAUAAUAGAGAGCACAACAUAACAGAGAGAGUAGAUAGAGAAAGAGAGGUAGAUAUACAAGCAGAGAGACACAGACAAAAGCCUUGGAAGCCUUGGGAAUUGCUUUGGGCAGCCAAUUUACAUGGCAUCCACUUCCAUGGCGGCCACCGCCACCUUAAUGCCCUGUCGGCUACCCUCCACCACCACUGCCAACUACCCACCUCGCUGCUCAUCGCUGCCUUCCCUUCCACCUCUCCUCUUGUCCACCCCAACCUUUUCCACUUCCUUGAAACAGCUCUCUCAGAACCCGGGAGGUUUUCUAUUCUUCAAGUCAAGGCCACUUCCUUAGAAGAGUCAUCUCCUCUUGUUGAUGCCGGAAAAUUAUUCAGUGAUCUAAAGGAAAAGGUGAGGAGCAAAUCGGGCACCAUACCAAAGAAGAGGAAGCUUGAAACUAUUUCUCAUGGAAGACAAAUCUACAGUAAUUCUGUAUGGAGGAGGGGCAAUAGUUGCAGUUUGGCUAUCUUCCAUUUUUAUUGGAGCCAUCAACUCAGUGCCUCUUCUUCCAAAGCUCAUGGAGUUGGUACGGCUUGGAUAUACUGGAUGGUUUGUCUACCGGUACCUUCUCUUCAAGGUGAGCUUGACAUGGUUUUCUAUCCUUGUUUAAAUUGAACUUAUUUUCUUUUAUGAAUAUAGUUUGCUAUGUUGUAAAAUCUUAUCUUUUCGGCGUAGCUCAUAACCUAAGUAAUGGAAUUAAACCCUCGAACUAAUUUGAAUCAAUGCAUCCACAAAUCUCCUUUACCAGAUUUGACGCCUAAUUUGGUAUUGUUGUGUUUUAUUUAUCCACAAAAAAAAAAAAAAAAAAAA
This is a messenger RNA of Camellia sinensis, 951 nucleotides long. Lineage: Eukaryota; Viridiplantae; Streptophyta; Magnoliopsida; Ericales; Theaceae. The record is from RefSeq and is a predicted model, not a curated record.